AUGCGCGGAGAAAAUGGUUCCGAGUCCCGAUCGAAUUCCGAUCUCGCGUCCCUGUCAAGAUCGUCAUCAUUCAGCUUCUCACCCGCGGACGCUUGCCCUUCUCCGACCCAGCGUGUCUUCCCCAGCCAGAUCCAUCUUGUUUUCGGUGAGGGAAAGGCUAGGUAG
Messenger RNA from Plenodomus lingam JN3, 165 nucleotides. The record is from RefSeq and is a predicted model, not a curated record. NCBI's taxonomy places the organism in Eukaryota, Fungi, Ascomycota, Dothideomycetes, Pleosporales, Leptosphaeriaceae.